This is a messenger RNA of Rotaria sp. Silwood2, 342 nucleotides long. Lineage: Eukaryota; Metazoa; Rotifera; Eurotatoria; Philodinida; Philodinidae. The record is from the annotation of a GenBank genome assembly.
AUGCUUUUUAAGCAGGGAGCUCAUUCAAUUGUUGUUCGAGAAUCUUCAUCACCUUCUUUUGAACACAUCAAAUCUAAACCAUAUAUGUUUAAUAUUAAUCAAGUUAUUGAACAAGACAUAAUUCCAUCAAUAAGUUUUUAUCCUCAAUCAUCUUCUCAUAUACCAAUAUCAUUAUCUUGUACAUCAUCACUUGAACAAGAAGAAAGAACAAUGUCCAAUGUUGAUAAUGAAAUAACACCUCGAACAUCAUCAUCAUCAUUUAUACAAGAGACAAAACAAUUAUUAGAUAUCAUAUCAAUAAAUCAGGAUUUACAUCUAUCAACAUUAGCUUCUGAAGUUUAA